CGUGUCCGGAGGUGCUCGCGAGAAGGUGGCCAAGGUUCGGUUGUGCCACACCGCCGUCGAUCGGUUCGCAGAAAGGUUCCGGGAGUGUGUUUGACCAGUACAUUGAAAAAAUUAUGAAAAAAAACUUACUUACGCAUACACUUAACCACGUGAAGUGAAUGUAAAUAUUGAAUUAAGGCGAAUUUGGUUAAUGUUGCAUCGGUGAGGGAUUUUCGCGAGUGAGAGAAUCGCCGAGUGAGUGUGCGAGUGAGCGGGAAGUGAAAUAAAAGCAACAAAAAAACAACAAUGGCGUAAUUACCAGAAGGGGAGAGAUUAAUUGUGUUCCCCGAUUGUCACGUUUGACGAGCCGAGCUGGGCUGCGGUGAUAGUGAGAAAAAUAUACUCCGUCCGCAGCGGAUGCUCGAACAGCUGAAAAACGCCCCAAAACCCCGGAAACCGUGCACAAGAAGAUUUCACCUUUCAUGGAUUUCGAUCUGGUGAUUACUCGUGAAAUUAGUGCAGUUCGAAAAAAAGAUAAUCAAACGAAAAAAUGACGCCUCUAAAUUCCACGUGGGAUCGCAACCGAAGAAAUGACCAUCCGAAUGUGCCCAAAUUCAGCUUUUACGUAAUCACAUAAGAGCUGUGCCAAUUUGAGUGUAUUGUAAAGUUUUUGUUUUUGGGGGAUUUGACCUAAAAAAAGUGUAAUAACGAGACGUGAAAAAAACAAACAGCGAAGAAUUUUUUUGGUGAUGUGCCGAAUGAGAUCAGCCCGAAGAGUUGCGUCAAGUUGCGUGAAGAUCCGUUGAGUCAACGGCAGUGGUGCCAUUUCGUUACCGCACAAAAGGCUCCAAUUGUGUGAGUUAACACCUCCGCUGCGGAAAAGGAAGUCUCGAAAAAGUGUAAAAAUAAUAUUCCAAACCUGUUUUCGUCAAACACACUUAAAAGUGAAUUAAACCAUUCGACUAAGGUGUUUGAGGUGUGUUCAGUCAAACAAAAAAAAAGUCUCAGCAGCAGACCAUAUGAUCUCAGUGUCGCAGAAUAGUGCGUGUGUGUGCUGUAAAGAUCAACACCACCCACCACCACCAUAACCAUGUUGAUCAGCAGUUUGCUGCGAGACUCACCACAAGUGGUGGUGAAUAGGCAAAUUUUGCGGAGAAGCAGCAUGACGUCAUCGAGUCAACGGAGUCGAAGUCGGCGGAGCAGCAGCAGCAGCUUCUUGGCUGAUCAUCAUCACUGGUUUGCGGUGCUGCUGUGGAUCGCGAUUGCGCUGGCACCGGCUGCAGACUGCCAGGACCUGAACACUCCACCGGUGAUCCUGGUCGACCGGAACUGGCGGAUACGGGAGAACAUGACGGUGGGCACGCUGAUCACGCAGGUCCGAGCGGACGAUGCCGACAACGACGAACUGGAGUUCGGGCUUGACCCGUUAAAGCCGGGUCAGCUGCAGCCCUUUCGGAUCGAUCCGAACACCGGCUACGUGUACCUUAACGACAGCAUCGAGGGGAAGGGUGGCCAAAAUUUCUUCGUCUACAUCACCGUCACGGACGGUCUGGUGACGUCCAAGAACGAGGUGUACGUCAACAUUCUAAGUCAGAACGCCACCGGUGUGUACAAAACCCGAGGAUCUCAGUUCACACCGGGCAUCGACAGCAUCCGGAAGCUACUGCCAGCCGGCUUCCCGCUGAACAUCCCGCAGGCCCCUCCACCGCCUCCGCCAUUCCCUCCGCGUCCCACGACGCCCCUGGUGGUCAACCCGCCAACAAACCAAAAGCAACCGCCGGUUCCUUCCACCACCAAGCAGACCAAAACCUACCCGGAUCCGGGACCGGACUCGGACUCGAGCAGCAGUACGGAACGCCCUGCGGUCACCACCAACGGCAGCAUCACCCGACUCACCACGGACGCUUCCGCUGCGCCAGCAAGUCCUGCUCCGUCGGAGGUCACGCCGGCCACAACGUCCAGUCCUACCGGGGCGAGCCCACCCGUACGGACGCAACCCGCCGGCGAUUCCAACUCGCUGACGUCCUUCGUCCCCGUCAUCAUUGCCGUGUCGUGCAUCUUCCUGACGGCCGGCCUCGUGGCCGUUUGCAUCUUCCGCAAGUAUCUGUGCGCCAUCAGCAAGACGCUCAAGAAGAAGAACAAAAUCGACAAAGCCAAAAAGUCAAACCAAAGCAAUCUCAGUAGCAAUAUCACCUCGGGCGGCAGCACCGGCGCCGAGGACAGCCGCAACUCGAUCGGCAUGAACCACUGGAGCGGACCGAUGGCGUUCAGCAACCGGUACACGUCCCCGUGGGAGCGGGACCAGAACGGGCAUAUGCAGGUCACCUCCCAACUCUCAACGGCCAGCUCGAACGGUUCGGCCAUCGCAAAGGAUCGGUGGGAGUUCCCGCGGCAUCGGCUAAAAGUGUUCAACAUCCUGGGCGAGGGCGCCUUUGGGCAGGUUUGGCGCUGCGAAGCCACCGACCUCGACGGCAAGGAGGGCAUCUCCAUAACGGCCGUUAAGACGCUCAAGGAGAACGCCUCGGAACCGGAGCGGAAUGAUUUGCUGUCGGAGCUGCAGGUGCUGAAGUCGCUGGAGCCGCACAUUAACGUGGUGAGGCUGCUGGGGUGCUGCACCGAGAAGGAUCCCAUCUUCGUGAUACUGGAGUACGUUAGUUUGGGCAAGCUGCAGACGUUCCUGCGGAACUCGCGGGUUGAGAAACACUACGGAAACACUCACGGCAAGUCGAAGAUUCUCACGUCGGGAGAUUUGACGUCCUUCAUGUACCAGGUCGCCAGGGGCAUGGACUUUUUGACGUCACGAGGAAUCAUCCACCGUGACCUGGCGGCGCGUAACAUUCUCAUCACGGACGACCACACCUGCAAGGUGGCGGACUUUGGCUUUGCCCGUGACAUCGUCACCUCCAAGGUGUACGAGCGCAAGAGCGAAGGUCGCCUCCCAAUCCGGUGGAUGGCCACCGAGUCGCUGUACGACAACAUCUUCACCGUCAAGUCGGACAUCUGGAGCUUCGGCAUCCUGAUGUGGGAGAUCGUGACGCUCGGUUCGACUCCCUACCCGGGAAUUGCCGCCGCGGACGUGAUGCGCAAGGUUCGCGACGGCUACCGGCUGGAAAAGCCCGAACACUGCCGCCGCGAGCUGUACAACAUCAUGUUCUACUGCUGGGCCAAGGAUCCGAACGAGCGACCGGACUUUCCCGAGUGCGUCGAAAUGCUCGACCGGUUGCUGCAAACCGAAACCGACUACAUCGAGCUGGAGCGGUUCCCCGACCACAACUACUACAACAUGCUCAACCUGAGCGGUGAAAAGCUGUAAAAUUUCCAAAAAAGGAAAAAAAACAGACAUAGAGAUUAAACAAAAAAGCUGUACAUAGUCUUAACCAUUGUGAUAAGAACUGAGUUGUCUCCAGCGAACAACGCGUAUUAUUUGUGUGCCGCGACGCGACUGAGUUAGGUUUUCGUUUCGUUCCCCCCGCGGGAGCAGUUUAGAAGUGGUACUCGUGAACCACUACGAAUGUAUUUCCGAUUGCUAGAAUACGUGUUAGAAAACCUGUGUAAAUACAUGUCAAUAAAUAUGGAUUUUUGAACAAAUUA
Molecule: messenger RNA, 3570 nt
Organism: Culex pipiens pallens (northern house mosquito)
Lineage: Eukaryota; Metazoa; Arthropoda; Insecta; Diptera; Culicidae
Product: tyrosine kinase receptor Cad96Ca-like
Exons: 7
Coding region: 1070-3292 (740 amino acids)
Biological process (GO): homophilic cell-cell adhesion; protein phosphorylation; multicellular organism development
Cellular component (GO): membrane; signaling receptor complex
Molecular function (GO): ATP binding; calcium ion binding; transmembrane receptor protein tyrosine kinase activity
Source: RefSeq, a predicted model, not a curated record